Scleropages formosus (Asian bonytongue) is the source of this 3750-nucleotide messenger RNA. Its product is annotated as adenylate cyclase type 8. Gene Ontology annotation, molecular function: adenylate cyclase activity. The record is from RefSeq and is a predicted model, not a curated record. NCBI's taxonomy places the organism in Eukaryota, Metazoa, Chordata, Actinopteri, Osteoglossiformes, Osteoglossidae. The transcript is spliced from 18 exons. Bases 1 to 3591 code for a protein of 1196 amino acids. Gene Ontology annotation, biological process: adenylate cyclase-activating G protein-coupled receptor signaling pathway; intracellular signal transduction; cAMP biosynthetic process. Gene Ontology annotation, cellular component: plasma membrane.
AUGGAGCCACGCGAGGAGCUCCAGGCCCCCAGUGACAUUACCCUCCCACCACCGCCCUGCAAGCUGGGCACCACCUCCACCACCUCUCCAGGUUCCAGGCGCAAGAAGUUGCGGUGGCAGAGCGCCGUGCAGCACAUCAUUGACCAGCGGGAGCUGAACCAGCAGGUGGGCCUGGAACCCGCCCGCAAAAUCUAUGUCACGGACGCCUACAUCGAGGACAUCAACCAGCAGAUUCGCAACAAGGCGUCGCGCGGUGGCGGCCCGGCUAAGCGACGCUCCUCGGCCGCCCGUGUCCAUCCAGCCCGAGAGCGCCUCUCCUCAGCCACUGCUCAUGGGGGGAUCGACGGCUGUCUCAGCGAUGCCGACUUCUUCGUUCGCUGGGGCUCAGCCGUCCGCGGCGUUUUCCUGCCCACGCUCCAGCAUGCCUUCAAGUCCAGCGACCUGGAACGCCUCUACCAGCAGUACUCCUCCCGCCAGCGACGGACCUCCCUGGUGGUCACGAACGCUAUUGAUGUGGUCACCAAGCUCCACAUCGUCGUGCUCUACCUGGCAAUGGCCCCAGAGGCGGUGGACCCUGUGCGUGGACUUCUGGCUGGGCUUUUCAUGACACUGGGGGGGAUUCUCUGUUUUCUUGUGCUCAGCUGCAAGGAGGCCACGUCACCACAGUAUCUGCGCUAUGCAGGACUGGUCAGCUGGCUUUCCCAGACUGUGCAGGUGUUGAGCGGCCUGGUGUACGGCCUGGAGAGGGACCAGUCCUGGUACGUGCUCUUCAUCCUCUUUGCCACAUACACCCUACUCCCACUGCCCCUUCUCUGGUCCAUCUGCACCGGAACGCUCACCUCUGCCCUGCACCUGCUGGUGGAGACCGCACGCAACUACGAUGACGCUGCACUUCUCAGAAAGAUGUUGGCCAAGGGGCUCCUGUACAUGGGCAUGAACACCGCAGGCCUAUUCAUUCACUACCUGUCGGACCGGGCCCAGAGACAGGCCUUCCUGGAGACACGACGGUGCAUCGAAGGGCGGGUCAGACUCGAGCGGGAGAACCAGAGGCAGGAGCGUUUGGUGCUCUCCAUCCUGCCUCGAUUCGUUGCCUUGGAGAUGAUAGCAGACAUGAGUGCCAUGGAGGAUGACCUCCUGCCCCAGCAGUUCCACAAGAUCUACAUUCACCAGUACAAAGACGUUAGUAUCCUGUUUGCUGACAUCAAGGGCUUCACCACGCUCUCCAUGAGCCUGUCAGCCCAGGAACUGGUCCGUACCUUGAACGAGCUGUUUGGGCGCUUUGACCACCUGGCCGAGGAGCACCACUGCAUGAGGAUCAAGAUCCUGGGGGACUGCUACUACUGCGUGUCGGGUGUGCCGGAGCCCGAGAGCGCCCACGCCAGUCACUGUGUGGAGAUGGGCCUGGCCAUGAUCAACACGAUACGGUAUGUGGGCAAGGAGCUGGACCAUGAUGUGGACAUGCGCAUUGGGAUCCAUUCUGGCUCUCUCCUCUGUGGGGUGUUGGGCCUCCAGAAAUGGCAGUUUGACGUGUGGUCCUGGGACGUGGAUGUGGCCAACAUGCUGGAGGCGGGGGGCAUCCCUGGGCGGAUCCACAUCUCACGGGCCACCCUGGACUGCUUGAAUGGGCGCUACCAGACAGAGGAGGGACAUGGGCGCGAACGCAACGAGUUCCUCCGCAGGCACAACAUCGACACCUUCCUGAUCUGCCAGGCAGCUCCCGCCAAACCGGAUGCAGAGCCGAGCCGAGUCCGCCAACCCAGCCGGGAGGAGCAGUCCUGGAGCGCCGAGCUGCCCUUUGGCAACAUCAUCGGAAUGAACUGCAUCCUGGCCACCCUCACCAACGGCUCCUUGGCUCAGCUCCCCAACCAGCUGGCAGCGCAGCGCUCGGGGACGAGGGAGAUCCACCGGCGCAUUGAGCACGCCAUCGAGGUGCGCAGCGGCGAGCGCAUGCGUAAGGAGCACAUCGAGCCCAUCACGCUGGUCUUCAAGGACAUGCACAUUGAGGACAAGUUCUCUCAGAUGAGAGAUGAGAUGUUCAAAUCCAACAUGGUGUGCGCCUUCCUCGUGCUCCUCUUCAUCAUGGCCGUCCAAGCCCUCGUCCCAUCUCCACAGGUGCUUCCGAUGGUGGUGCUCUUCGCCGUCUUCCUGUCCGCCUACCUGCUGCUGCUACUGGUCACUUUGGCAGAGGAGUUCCGGCACUCUCCGUUGGCCCUGCAGUACCUGUGCUGUUGGAUCCACGAGUCGAAGGGCGCCCGCAACCUGCUUACACUUGCUGCCAUCGCCAUCAACUUCGGUGUCGCUUCUUCAGACCUUCUGUGGUGCAGUACCACACAAUCGGACACAGAAGACUUUGCUAAGAAGAGCGCUCAGCAAGCACCCAGUCAGUGGUCAUUCAACAUAUGCACCCAGUCCGAGUUUUUUAUCCUCAGCGGCAUGGUGGCCAUGGUAACGUGUGCCGUCUUCCUGAGGAUGAGCUGUUUCCUGAAGCUGGCCAUACUGUUGCUGGUCAUCGCUGUCUAUACCUACCUCAUUGAGGUGGCCUUCCAGGUGCUCUUCAUCCGGCAGCCCCAGCAAAGCCAGUUCCAUGGCCUUCACUACCUCAGGAGAAGAGGCAUCUCUGUUCUGCUCAUGGCGAUGUUUGUCGCAGCCGUGUUCUACAAUAGUCGACAGCUGGAAGCUACAACAAGGUUGGACUUCCUGUGGCGACUACAGGCCAGACAGGAAGUGGAGGACAUGAAGGAGCUGCGGGAACACAACGAGUGCCUGCUGCACAACAUUCUGCCCGCACAUGUGGCGCAGCACUUCCUGGAGAGGGACAAAAACAAUGAGGACCUGUACUCUCAGUCCUACGAAAAGGUCGGAGUCAUGUUCGCCUCCAUACCUGGAUUCACGGACUACUACGAGCAGAAAGAGAUUAACCACCAGGACGUAGAGUGCCUGCGACUCCUCAAUGAGAUCAUUGCAGACUUUGAUGAGCUAUUGGAGGAAUCCUACUUCGAAGACAUUGAAAAGAUCAAAACCAUUGGCAGCUGUUACAUGGCAGCUUCUGGCCUGUCUCCUGAUAAGAAGGCAUGUGAGGAUGAAUGGCAUCACCUCGUUGGGUUGGUCCUCUUUGCUCUGGCUAUGCAAGAGGUUCUGAAAGAAAUCAACAGGCGUUACUCAAACAAUUUCCAGCUACGUGUAGGAAUUUCCCACGGUCCUGUGGUGGCCGGGGUGAUUGGUGCUACGAAGCCACAGUAUGACAUCUGGGGCAUGACAGUGAAUCUGGCCAGCCGCAUGGACAGCACCGGGGUAAGCGGCCGCAUCCAGGUACCAGAGGGAACCAGUCAGAUUCUGGCCGAUCGUGGCUUUGCCGUGGAGCUGCGUGGGGACAUCUUCAUCAAGGGGGUGAGCGAGCAACGUGGAGGGGUCCGUACCUAUUUUGUCAGCAGUCGAGAGCAGAAGUCAAGCUAUGUGGAGCGAACCACCCGCCGCAGAAACCCUGGGGGGCGGAACACCCUGGCAGCGGUGGUGUUUGGCCUUGUCCAGGCUCGCAAACGAGAAAAACUGCGAGAAGCCAAUGGGGGCUUCCACUUCUCUUCACAAACCUGAAGCAUAAAGCCAUGGAUAAACUCCUAAAAGAGAUCACCAAAUCUCUUCUAGAAUAACUUUUUAAAGAAUGUUUAAAAUGUACCUCUGCAACAACUGGAAGAGAUUUCCACAUCUUCUCUGGGACAACUUUUUACUAAACUUUUAAAAUAUAUCUUCAUA